Anoplopoma fimbria (sablefish) is the source of this 4115-nucleotide messenger RNA. RefSeq names its product solute carrier family 37 member 1 (gene slc37a1). The coding region runs from base 326 to 1912 and encodes 528 amino acids. Gene Ontology annotation, molecular function: glucose 6-phosphate:phosphate antiporter activity. Gene Ontology annotation, cellular component: endoplasmic reticulum membrane. Gene Ontology annotation, biological process: glucose-6-phosphate transport; phosphate ion transmembrane transport. The record is from RefSeq and is a predicted model, not a curated record. Lineage: Eukaryota; Metazoa; Chordata; Actinopteri; Perciformes; Anoplopomatidae. The transcript is spliced from 20 exons.
GCGUGCUUUAUAUGUGCGAGUGUGGGUAGCUUUGAGGUGACAGUGGACUAGCUUUCACACAACAAGGAAGUGGAAGACAUGUCCGACGACUGAAGGCACAAACAAAGCCGGACCCGUCGACUUUCCCGCCGAGAGUCCGGAUUCGUCCUCUGUACAGCUCCAGUGCUCACGGUUUCAACCAUGUAUCCUCAUGUUGACGAUCUCAAAGCAGCUUCCUCUGAGAUGGAGUUGAGCCAAGGCAGCACCACCGUGUGUGUGUGUACCCCAUCAGCCUCCUGAGCCCACAUUUGCUGCCCAUCACUGUCGUCAAUAUUUGUUCCCAAACAUGGCCACUGUUCCUCCUGGGAUCCGCCUGCUGGUGUCCUUCGACAGGGACCAGUGGUACAGAGCUCUCACUUUCAUCCUCACCUUCCUGCUCUACACCAGCUUCCACCUCUCCAGGAAACCCAUUAGCAUCGUCAAGAGUGAGCUCCAUAAGAACUGCUCAUCAGUCAAUGAGCUAGCCACCGGGGCCUCCAGCGGCCAGCAGCCCUCACCAACAUUUCUCCACCCCGACACUGACUGUAGCUGGAAGCCUUUUGAUAAAAGGAACUACAAACAGCUGCUGGGAGCCAUGGACUACUCCUUCCUCUGUGCUUAUGCGGUGGGAAUGUACCUCAGCGGGAUCAUUGGGGAGCGCCUGCCCAUUCGUCUGUACCUAACUGUGGGCAUGCUGACCAGCGGCCUGUUCACCUGCCUGUUUGGACUGGGUUAUGUCUACAACAUUCACAAUAUGGGCUUCUAUAUAUUUGUCCAGGUGGCCAACGGCUUGGUCCAAACCACUGGCUGGCCCAGUGUAGUGACCUGCAUCAGCAACUGGUUUGGAAAAGGAAGGCGUGGACUCAUCAUGGGGCUGUGGAACUCUCAUACCUCAGUGGGAAACAUCCUGGGCUCUCUGAUAGCAGGCUACUAUGUCUCCUCCAACUGGGGCCUGUCCUUCAUUGUACCGGGGAUCAUCAUCGCAGUCAUGGGCGUCGUCUGCUUUUUCUUCCUCAUUGAGCAUCCAAAUGACCUGAAAAGCAUGUAUGUGCAAGAUUCUUCUCUAGGCAAGAGUGUUCCAACCAAGAGUUGGAAUAGCGUAAAUGGACACACUGAGGUGUAUCUGCAAUACAAGGACAACAAAACACAGAGUUACGACACAGAGCUGUUGUUGCCAAGAGACAGUGUGUGUGUGCCCAUGCAGCCCGUUGUGGUGGUGAAGAGGGAAUCGGAGCCGUCCGCCAUCAGCUUCAUGGGAGCUCUACGCAUACCGGGAGUGAUCGAGUUCUCUUUGUGUCUGCUGUUUGCCAAGCUGGUCAGCUACACUUUCCUUUUCUGGCUGCCGCUCUACAUCACCAAAGCAGCUCACCUUGAUGCCAAGAAGGCUGGAGAUCUCUCCACCCUGUUUGAUGUGGGAGGAAUAGUGGGGGGGAUCUUGGCAGGAGUGAUCUCUGAUCAUCUUGGAAAGAGAGCCACCACUUGUGCAGUCAUGUUGCUGCUGUCUGCUCCUACACUGUACGGCUUCUCCAUGAUCAGUGAGCUCGGUUUGGGGCCAACCAUCGGCAUGCUCUUGGUGUGUGGAGGCCUAGUUAAUGGACCGUACUCCCUCAUCACGACUGCAGUAUCUGCCGAUUUGGGGACCCACAAGAGCCUGAAAGGCAAUGCCAGGGCAUUGUCUACUGUCACUGCCAUCAUCGAUGGCACAGGAUCUGUAGGUGCAGCACUGGGCCCCCUGCUGGCUGGGCUGCUGUCUGCAGGCGGCUGGGAUCAGGUCUUCUACAUGCUGAUGACUGCUGACUUCUUUGCUCUGUUGCUUUUGCUACGGCUAGUGACAAAGGAGCUGACCUCCAACCAAUCCCAUCCCAUCUCCUCUGUAGAGUUGAAGGAGCACUGAGCACUUUGAUUGCACUGCCUCCACGUAGGAGCACACACACACACACACACACACACACACACACACACACACACACACACACACACACACACACACACACACACACACACACACACACAGGGCCAUGUUGAUUAGCGUGUGCAGUGGACACAUCGCUUAAGAGCUGCAGCAGAAAUCAUCUGGAGGAUUCGUCUUCACUUACUGUACAUGCACACUAAUCAACUUUCUGGGCCCUUUUCUCGCCUCUUCUGUUGUUGACCUUUUUGCUAUGGUACCCAAUUUUAGCUUGAACACACUACCUGGGAUUGGCGGAAAUCUAAAACUAGCCUUACUUUGAUGUGUAUAUUAGAAGUAGAAGUGACUAGAGCUAUUUAUUUUGGAUAGCAACCUUUGAAACAGCAACUUCCAUGACUGUGUCCUUAUGGAUCCUAAUGUAGUUAUCCUCCUCUUCUUCCCCUCAUAAGAACACCAAACUCUGACCUAGCCAUCACAUCUUUAACCAUAACCGACAAGUUUAAACCUAACCAUCUUAAACUAUACCUAAGGGACCAUUUUAAAUGUUAUGCCCAACCUCAGCCCUCGAAUGGGACCAUGGUGGCAUCUGGUCUGUAUGUAGACCUUUUGAAUCAUGCUGUGCUUACUAACAGCUUGAGUAGACAACAGAGUCGUUCAAGCUUUCAGGACGGGUUAAGAAUCGAGUCGUUGAAAUUGGGUUCCUUUGCCAGACACCCAAAAAAUGGCAACAGCAAAAAGUGUGCAGGUGUUUGUAAGUCAGCUUACAUAAAUGGACCUUUUCAUUCUUAAAUCAAUACAUUUCUUAGUUUGAUUUGAAGUGUUAACUUCUACUAGCAACCACCAUUGCAGCUUGCAAGUUGCCAAACAGUGACUUAAAAAUAGACAGACAGAAGGCUCUCUAAUGUUGCCGUGAGAUGAUUACUUAAAGCUUCAACCCCUCUCAUACAUGGAGCCUAGCAUGGCCCGGAAUGGUCCCCUGUUGAGUUUCUGAUCUCUAGUUAAGAGAAAACAUAAAUCCAAAAUCAGCUUAUGUAAACAUUUUAUGAAGAUGUAAAUGCAUUUAAUGGUUUUAUUUGUGCCCUAGGAUACACACAUUGCAUUUGGGUAAUACUGAAUGUAAAUAUAACUUUUGUUUGUUUUCAAGAAAAACUUCACAGUGCACCUUUUCUAAAGUCCGUUCACCUAAAUUAUGAAUGAUCUCCAAUACUUGUAGUGUGUCAGAUGCUUUAGGUUUUAUUUGUCCAGAUUAUCUCUGCUUCCACCCAGGACAAUGAUGAGUGAUUUAGUGUGUUGUUAUGACGACAUUGAAACGUGACACGACAUUCAAAAGCAGCAUCUUUCCAGAAAUAAUGUCCCUGUUAUAGAAAAUCCAUGGGCCUGAGGAAUGUAGCUCAACUCAAAACUGUUUACUGCUUGUUCUGUGGAUUAUUGCAAAUAACAGGAACACAUUUACUGUAAUGGGUGGAAUUUUCAUAUCAUUCUUGGAAUUGAUUGGGAUGGAGUCAGACAUCUCCCCCUGGAAAAAAAAACUCCACAUGGAUAGAGAAUGUUUGUGUGAUUUAUUUGAACUGAUUUCCACCUUAAUGGAAACACUAGUAGCUUCCUGUGCUCACAUAAUUGACCUGGUGCUUUUAAAAAUCUGACAAACAGUUCUGUUAAAAAGAGAGUUGAUCUCUCCUACUCUCUAUGGACAAAUGAGUUUGUGAAAUGGAUGCUGUAUAUGUGAAAGGAGCACAAACCAAGACCACUACCACUCUCCUCUUUGUGUGGAAGUUGCUGUUUCAGUGUCUUCUUUGCCUUACUGAACCAAAGAGAUUGUGGGGAUCAUGUUAAUAUAAUUUAAUUAAGAGACUACUUAUUUAAGUCAUUUAAGUUAUUCCUGUUGGUUUUGUAGCAGUUUCUGAUUUUUUUCCUGAUUUUGUUAUGAAAUGAAGGCACCAAAGGUGUAUUUUUAUAUAAGACAGAUACAGAUAAUGAGGUAUGUUUUCUGUGGCAGGUGAUCUGAGAUAUGAUGAAUGUAAUGUUCUUGUCAAAUUAGUUGACUUACUUGUCAAACCUCAUAUGGACAUGUUUUGCAAUGCAAUGUUGAUAACGUUGUGUUUAAGUAAGUUCUUAAUAGUGACUGAAUAUAAUCUUCCAAUUUAUGACCCUGUAAGCAUAAAACAUCCUAUCAAUGAAAAUCUGAACA